CAAGAUACGGUUCAAAUCACGCAGCCGCCCAGCUGAUAGCAACAUGGGCCUGGCAUACAACGUUUACCUCAACUGCAAGCGCAUCUACGGCUGCAAGUCAUGCAAGACUCAUCUUGCCGACCACGAUGACAUAGUGAGCAGAAACUUCCGUGGCCAGCAUGGAAAGGCUUUCCUCUUUAACAACGUCGUAAACAUCAACCAAGGCGAGGCUGGCGAGCGCAACAUGACUACUGGAAGACAUGUCGUACGAGACAUCAGCUGCAGACAAUGCAAAGAGACGGUCGGGUGGAAGUACGACAAGGCGUACGAGCCUGCUGAAAAGUACAAGGAGGGCAAAUACAUUCUGGAAGCAGAACUGCUCUGCAACGUCAACUGAGCAUGGCACUUCGUCACUUUACGAAGGUCAACGAGGCGUUUUACUAUGGAUGGGAUUUAUGAGAACAAUGCAAG
Molecule: messenger RNA, 450 nt
Organism: Aureobasidium pullulans EXF-150
Lineage: Eukaryota; Fungi; Ascomycota; Dothideomycetes; Dothideales; Saccotheciaceae
Product: yippee-like protein
Exons: 2
Coding region: 44-376 (110 amino acids)
Cellular component (GO): ubiquitin ligase complex
Source: RefSeq, a predicted model, not a curated record